Messenger RNA from Myxocyprinus asiaticus (Chinese sucker), 2023 nucleotides. RefSeq names its product catechol-O-methyltransferase a (gene comta). Gene Ontology annotation, molecular function: catechol O-methyltransferase activity; magnesium ion binding. The transcript has 6 exons. The record is from RefSeq and is a predicted model, not a curated record. Lineage: Eukaryota; Metazoa; Chordata; Actinopteri; Cypriniformes; Catostomidae. Bases 162 to 953 code for a protein of 263 amino acids. Gene Ontology annotation, biological process: dopamine metabolic process; developmental process; catecholamine catabolic process.
ACAAGAGGGAGGGGAAAGUGGGAGUGGGUAAAACAGAGAGAAAGGCCAGCAAGCACUCGGUGUGUAAAGAAAGACUUUAAAAGGCAGAAACACAUCGGAAUAGAAGGGCAAGAGAAGCUCAUCUCUCUGUUUGUGUAUAUGAAGACAGCUGCUACAGAAAGAUGCUGAGUGUGUUGGCAGUAACUGUGGUUUCAGCAGCUGUCCUGUAUGUUCUGUAUCACUGGCUCAUCCCUGCCGCUGUGCAGAGCAAUGGUUGGCUGGCACUUAUCUGGCACGAUGUAAUCGUUGAGCGGUUCCUGAACAUCCUGACGGGAUCCUCACGACCUCAGCGCAUGCUGAAAGCCGUUCAGCAGAACGCCACCAAAGGCGACCCCCAAAGUGUCAUAGCAGCCAUCGACUACUUUUGCAGACACAAAGAGUGGGCCAUGAAUGUGGGUGACGAAAAAGGGCCCAUAUUGGAUUCAGUGGUGAGUGAGGUUAAUCCCAGAACAGCUCUGGAGCUCGGCACAUACUGCGGCUAUUCUACCGUUCGUAUUGCUCGGCUCUUGUCCCCUGGAUCUAAACUCAUUACCGUUGAAUUUAACCCAGCCUACGCUGUCAUCGCCCGCCAGAUCAUCGCCCACGCCGGCCUUCAAGACAAGGUUACUCUUGUGGAGGGGUCCUCUGGUGACUUGAUCCCCAAAAUUAAAGAACGAUUUGGAAUAACAUCUUUUGACUUUGUCUUUUUGGACCACUGGAAAGACCGUUACGUUCCAGAUACUAAACUCCUGGAGGACUGUAAUCUACUCAAAAAAGGCACCGUACUGCUGGCCGACAAUGUAAUUUGUCCUGGAACCCCGGAAUAUUUGGCAUAUGUGCGGAACAGCCCACACUAUGAAAGCCGAUACUACCGUUCCCAUUUGGAGUACACCAAAGCAGAAGAUGGCCUGGAAAAAUCUGUUUUCUUAGGAUGAGAAUGAUCUUAUAUUACAAGCAGAUGUGCAUGAAUUUACAAGAAGUUUUCUUCAUUGACCAUAUUUGUUAUGCACAACGGGAGAAAAAUGUAAUUCUUUAAAUAGCCAAGAAUGUUUGAGUCUCGUGAUGCCAUACAGUACUUGCUAGGAUCAGCCAAACUGAUCUUUCUCAUUUCCUCAGUGCACUUACAUUUUAAUGCUUUGAAAUCUCCCUGAGAAAACGUAGAAUAUGGCCUGUUUAUUUAUUGUACAAUUUUUCAGCUGAUUGUAAUGUUUGAUAAACAUUUCACCUCUUAAAUAUUCGUUUUUCCUGUCACUAAAGUCCUUCGUAUUGAUGUGAUUGUAUUUAAACCGAAAUUCAUUAGUUAGGACUCUAUCGAAAUCCUAUUAGUAAUAUUACAAGUGAUUUGAGCCCCCACAAAAUGCUGUUCUUUCAAAUGACUAAAAAGUACUUAAAGAAUUACUUUGCAAGUUUUUGAAAUAUGUAAGGAGUGGAAUUAGACCACAAUUCCAUGAAUGAUUAAUGUAUUAUGCUUUCAGAAGAGGUUAAGCCUCUUUUUGUGGGAAAAUGGAGCACCAUUUAUAAGGCCACAAUGAUGGGUCAUUCUUGUGUGAGUGAUAGUGUAUUACUCUGAAAAUAUAAAAACAGUUCUAUUCAAAUGCCUACUAAUAAGUAUCAGAGCAAUGUGCAUACAGUUUACACCCAUCCCGUGCCAAAAAUAAAGCAAGAACAUCUAUUCAAACAUUGUGUGUAAAGAAACUGUUGUACACAAAUACAAAAAAAUAUGCCCGAAAUAGGAGUCUGAAAUAAAAACACCAAUACCACUCUGUGUACAACAAAUACCACUUUAUUAUAAAUUCCACUUCUCAUUAUUGUUGGGUGUCACUUCAGCAGAAAAUGUACCCAUAAAUGAAAAUUCUAUCAUCUUUUACUCACCCUCAUGUCCUUCCAAAUCCGUAAUACUUUCUUUCUUCCUUGGAACACAAAAAGAGAUGUUUUGCUCUUUUUCCAUACAACAAAAGCAUACAAUGACCAGAGGCUGUCAAACUCCAGAAAAGACAAAAAACAC